AUGGCUGGCGCUUAUGAUACCGAACAACAAAGAAUGAUUGAUAGAAUUAAAUGCAUUACUUUCCGAGAAGCUCGUGAUGCUGGUGCAACAUUUAUAAAUAGACAAUGGAUUGCCGACAAAAUUCACCGUACGACUCGAUUUGUUACAGAAUGGUGGGAAAAAUCGUGUGACCAAUGUUUUGCUGAUUAUUCGAAUGCUGGUCCUAAACUCAAGUUAUCGAGAGCUGCUCAGGACAUUAUUCGUGAAGCAAGUGGUCACCAACGGAAAAGCGGUUCUGUCGUGGCGAAAGAGAUUGCAAAGAAACAAAAAGAAUAUGUUACUCGACAAACAGUUAAUAACUACCGUCGUAGGGAAGGAUUAAAGCCUUUUCAUGUUAUUUCAAGACCGUUAAAAUCUGAAACUCAUAUAUCAGAUCGAUUAUGGCUCUGUGAUUGGUUGAAAGAUUGGACUGAAGAAGAUUUUCUUCAUCUGGCACCAUCAGAUGAAUUUUAUGUUUGGACAGUUCGCAAACCAAAUUAUCAAAAUGAUAGGAUUUGGGCAAAAAGUGUUGAAGAUAUUGAAGACGAUGAAAGGUAUCGCGAAAUGGUUAAAAACCAAGCGUGUAUCGGUAUUUUUAUCAUUUUCACCGCGAAAAAA
Molecule: messenger RNA, 636 nt
Organism: Rotaria sp. Silwood1
Lineage: Eukaryota; Metazoa; Rotifera; Eurotatoria; Philodinida; Philodinidae
Source: the annotation of a GenBank genome assembly